This is a messenger RNA of Bicyclus anynana (squinting bush brown), 2068 nucleotides long. RefSeq lists its product as uncharacterized. Bases 1 to 1908 code for a protein of 635 amino acids. The record is from RefSeq and is a predicted model, not a curated record. The transcript is spliced from 15 exons. NCBI's taxonomy places the organism in Eukaryota, Metazoa, Arthropoda, Insecta, Lepidoptera, Nymphalidae.
AUGCUGCUUAAAAUAUACGACUCUAAAGAGCCAGUAUGGGUUUAUUUAGAAAGGGAAAUGAGGGAAAACAUUGAUAAGAAGCCUUAUAAUGAGAAAGUCGGCCAGUGGCUUCGGUAUUUGAAGGAAUUAAAAUAUUUUUUCUAUUGCGAAGAAAAACGAAAAUUUAAAAGAUUAAAUCGCGAAGUUGGACCACCUUGGUAUUGUGAAUUAUCUAGCACCCAGAGAGAAGUUCUUAAUGGUCUAAAAUCAAAUAUUCACCAAGACUUGCUUGAAGAUAUACCGUCCAGAAUUCGUAAAUCCUUAUCUGAUCUUGGAGUAACUUUAAAGAUCCCCAGGAAAAUAUUAAUGACGGCUAUGAAUGAAUCUGUUGAGGAUCCCGGCGUAUUCAUAUGGAACCUUUAUACGGCGUACUAUAAAAAAUCUCCAAGUGAAAUGCGACCUAUAUACGACAUGAAUGCCAUGAUUUUAAUGUCAAGUUUAGUGUUCGUGGAUUUAUCUGAAUGCAUCGACGAACUUGACAAGUUGACUCAUACAUCGCCCUCACCAACCGAAGUUCAUGAGAAAAAAGUCCGAAAAAAUACACAGCCGAAUAUUCGCUAUGGUGAAUAUUUACAAAAAUGUUACGUACCAUGCUACUGCACCCACUCAAGUAAGAAAAAAAUUUCUGAUAAGCCUAAACCUCUUGGAUAUAAAGUUAGACUUCGUAGUAUUGCGAGCUACGAGAGACUUUGCAAGGACCUUAAAUUUCUCGAAAAGCGUAAAGACAGAAACAAAAAAGAACAACAGGCAGAACGAGUUUGUAAUUAUAAAUUUUGGGAACCACCUAGUACACUUCGUAAUACAAACGCCAAAAGCGUGGCUUACGCAAAUAAACUGAAAAUGAUAAAAAAGAAAGCCAAACCCAAGUUUAAAGCACCUUAUAACCACGUUCAAUAUCAAGUGGCUGGAGUAUCAUAUGUUAACAAUCAACCUCAAUAUCUUUUAAGCAACGUUGCUGUUCUCGGAACUGGCUAUGUACCAAUCAAUGGUGGAAUUGCUUUAUUCAAUGGGGAAACCAUAAACAUAACUAUUGGUCAUUGGAAAUUUCCACGAGCUGUCAGUGAUAUAUGUGAUGCAAAAUGUGACUGUGUAACUAAAUGGGAAAAUUCAGUAAUGGACUAUUUAAAAAAGUCACGAUGCAAAUGCGGUCAUCUGUAUGAUUUGCAUCACGUUGGGAAACCAGAAGCGAAAUAUUUCUAUCCACCAAGCAAACACAGCCCCUUUUGGGUUGAUUACGCCAAGAUAUACCAGUUAGAUCCAAUGGAGGAUUUCAUUAAGGAUACCGUUAGAGAAUGUUUAAUGUCUACUGAGCCCACGCCUCAGCCUUCAAUGCCUACGAUAUCGCCUGCGGGUUUAAAAUUAAAAGAUUUGCUGGCGGCAUUUUUAGCGGAGUUAUCUAAUACGCCACUUUUAAUACCACAUUUGCCCCAAGCAAAUUUAUUAGCGAAUCUGCAGGAAUGGGUUAGACAACGAAUAAAGGGUAAAUUAACUCAGAAAGAUACUGCUAAAUUAUUACUUCAAACUCAACGCAGAUGGCUAGACCUGAAACAAAUUGAUUUUACAGCACGAGCAUAUAGAAUACCAUUCACACUUAAACAUAUAAAGCAUAUCAAUUGGUCCCAUAGGUGUAUGGUGCAAAACUUGUUCCACAUCCUAUUAAACGAUUUCGUCACAAGAAACAGUAUAAUGCAAUUAAAACAGACCAGAUUAUGGUGGCCAACCACAAAAUACGACGCAUACCGUAGUCCUGAAUCGUUUUUGGACGUAUUCUUUACCUACAUGCCAGGACGUAUGAAAGACAUCUGCCUCGUCAACCCAUAUAGCUCGGAAGUUACUCCGAAAUAUGGAGCUAAAACAUGUCCUUUAUAGAAAUCAAUCUAUACUGUGUGCGCGUGACAGUUUCUUUAUGACGUUCACAAUACGUACUGUUAUCGUGAUUAUAUUAACGUACCGUAACGAACUGUCACCCGCACCAUGCUAAAGCACACGAACUAUAUUGUGUAGGUAGUGUUGGUGUAAGGCUGUUUGU